AUGAAUCCCGAAUACGAUUACCUCUUCAAGCUCCUCCUCAUCGGAGACUCUGGUGUCGGAAAGUCCUGCCUUCUUUUGCGGUUUGCCGACGAUACCUAUACGGAGUCGUACAUUUCCACUAUCGGUGUUGAUUUCAAAAUCCGAACGAUAGAACUCGAUGGCAAGACCGUAAAGCUCCAGAUCUGGGAUACCGCUGGCCAGGAACGCUUCCGAACCAUCACUAGCUCGUACUACCGUGGUGCCCACGGUAUCUGCGUCGUGUACGAUGUCACCGACAUGGAUUCCUUCAACAACGUCAAGCAGUGGCUUCAGGAGAUUGACCGCUAUGCCACCGACGGCGUCAACAAGUUGCUCGUAGGCAACAAGAGCGAUAUGGCGGACAAGAAGGUCGUCGAGUACACUGUCGCCAAGGAGUUUGCUGAUAGCCUGGGAAUUCCCUUCCUCGAGACGUCGGCCAAGAACGCCAGCAAUGUCGAGCAGGCUUUCUUGACCAUGGCCCGUCAGAUCAAGGAGCGCAUGGGUACCGCCACCGCCAGCAACACGAAACCUUCCGUCCAAGUCGGCCCCGGCCAAGGUGUCGGAUCCUCCUCCGGCAGCGGAUGCUGUUAA
Molecule: messenger RNA, 609 nt
Organism: Parascedosporium putredinis
Lineage: Eukaryota; Fungi; Ascomycota; Sordariomycetes; Microascales; Microascaceae
Source: the annotation of a GenBank genome assembly